UGAACUGUCAACCUACGUCAUCAUGCACUGGUCUUACGGUUAGCGGCAGCAUAGGUAAUAGAAAACCACGUGUUGCAUACUGUUUCCGUAUUCCCACGCUUCGUUCCCAUAGAAACCAGUAUUAGCAACGGUUACUAUGUUUUGAAUAAACAAAACACAUUGUGUAACAUUCGAUCGUUAGGUUGCAAUAGUAUGGUUAUAUUAAUGGUCAGUAGUAAAUCAGCGUGGAGGACUUCUACUAAUUUUCUUACAAAUGUCAGGAAUAUAUAAUUAAUAAUUGAUUUCAAUGGGAAACCUUGUUCAACGUUGUUUUUUAUGUUCUCAACCGGAAGACGAUGUAAUCGAACUAUUGUUAGUAGGGUUAGAGAAUGCAGGAAAAACCGAAUUAGCUUACAAAAUAUGUGGAACUAAACGAGAAGAGCAUUUGCAAACAAAGGGAUGCAGAGUGUACAACGCAAAUAUAGGAACAAAAGUUCAGCUAACGGAAAUUGGCGGAGCACCAGAGUUCAGAGACCUUUGGAAAUAUUACUUUUUAGAUAUGUAUGGUGUAAUAUUCGUGCUGGAUGCUUCUAGUAUUAACAGUAUAUGCCAAUCUUAUAGCAUAUUCAAAAAUCUAAUGGCACAUGACUUCCUGAUUGGUAAACCUUUUCUUAUCAUUGCCAACAAGCAAGAUGUUCCGGGCUCUGUAGACUGCAUAGAUAUAUGUGAAUACCUAGACAUUGAGUUCUUAGCCAAUAAAUUUAGGAAUCCAUGCAUGGUGGAAGCAUGUGGAAACUGGACCCGUGAGUCGAAUGAAUACGAUGGGCUGAUGUCUGGAAUGAGUUGGCUUGUGAAAACCGUACUAAGCAACAAACAAUUUCUUACUAAUAGAAUUAACUUCCAUCGCGUUAUGUUGGAACAUAGUUCAAAACUGUUCAAAAGCCAUCGCCCUUGCACCGGAAUUCGCAGAAAGAGGUCAAAAUACACCAUUCGAGACCUACGACCAAAAACGGCUCCCUCUGAAUAUCGCAGCUGGUUGGCAGAAAACGGCAAUAAUUUUUUGACCAGAAAAGAUAGCGUUACAUCCAGAAGAAGUGGGAAAAGUCAGAUAACUAUCAUCGAAGCCUCCGGAACCACAACCGAUUCAAACACUACCAACCCGGAAGGAUUAUCGAUGGUUGAAGAAACUGCUGAAUGUAUGGAAGUGAUCACGAUGAACAAAAACCACACCGAAACUAUUGUACUUAUAACAAAUCGGACAACCGAAGAUUUAACUGUAGAGGACCUUUCUUUGACACUGCAGAGUACAGAAGUGAACAAAUUAUCAAACGGAAUUGUAGCAUAAAAGUAUAGCAACAAUUCUAAUAAUGAACAGGUGCCAAAUAAAUUAAGAAUUAAGUAAUAAUUCUAUCAAUGAAAUCAUAACAAUUGGAUGAAAAAUGUAAAAAAAUGGAUUGCAAUAAAUAUUGAUAGGUACACA
Armigeres subalbatus is the source of this 1459-nucleotide messenger RNA. RefSeq names its product ADP-ribosylation factor 1-like. Gene Ontology annotation, biological process: receptor localization to non-motile cilium; non-motile cilium assembly. The transcript has 6 exons. The record is from RefSeq and is a predicted model, not a curated record. The coding region runs from base 287 to 1324 and encodes 345 amino acids. Gene Ontology annotation, cellular component: non-motile cilium; ciliary membrane. NCBI's taxonomy places the organism in Eukaryota, Metazoa, Arthropoda, Insecta, Diptera, Culicidae. Gene Ontology annotation, molecular function: GTPase activity; GTP binding.